ACACAUAAUUAACAGAACUAAAAUAUAAUACACGUGCUGCAUAUUUUUGAGGGUAUAACUGCAUAAUUUUUGACAGGAACUAUAUUUGGCGGCUGUACUUCCGUUGGAGCGUUCAGUGGCUUUUGACAACUGUUCUUUUGAUCGGCACAUGUUGUCAAAACUGCUUUGGCAAUUUUAUUGUUUAAUUGACAGCUGCAAGGGUAUAUUUCUUAUUUUAGAAUUUGGCAUUAGACAGUGCACAAGAUGGAUGCCGCUGGUGAUGGCAAUCCACGUGUCAUGUGGGAACCGAACAAAAAUCGACUCACGAAAAUGGAUCGUCUGAAGGAAAGAAUCAAUGAACAGUUUGGAGUGAAGUUGGAAACAUAUCAGCAGUUCCACAGGUGGUCUUGUGAUCACUAUGCAGAUUUUUGGGAACAAACUUGGAAGUUUACAAAAAUCGUACAUUCCAAACCACAUGAGGAAGUUAUUGAUAAAACUAAGGGUAUUGCUGAUAUUCCUGAGUGGUUUCAUGGGGCUAGACUCAAUUUUGCUGAGAAUUUACUGAGAUACAGGGAUGAUAGAAUAGCUAUAUAUUCCACAGGAGAGGGCAGGACCGAAAUUAUGAAGAAAACCUUCUCACAGUUAUACCAGUCCGUUGCACGGUUUGCGUCUGCCAUGAAAAAAAUGGGUAUUGUCAAGGGAGACAGAGUUGUAGGCUAUAUCCCGAACUGUGUGGAAGCAGUGGAAGCGAUGCUAGCUGCAACCAGUAUUGGUGCAAUAUGGAGCUCAACGUCUCCAGACUUCGGAGUAGUGGGUGUUUUAGAGAGAUUUAGCCAGAUUCGACCCAAGCUAAUUUUCAGUGUGAAUGCUGUCCACUACAAUGGGAAGAUUCACAACCAUACAGAGAAGCUCACCAAAGUCGUUCGAGGUCUGCCUGAUUUACAAAAGUGUGUUGUAAUUCCAUUUGUUGAAGAGGUCCCAGUCGACCUUUCCAAUAUUUCAAAUGGGUGUAAAAUGGAGGAAUUCCUGCAAGAUGGUGAUGAGGUGUCAGAAAUAGAGUUUGAGCAAGUUCCAUUCAACCAUCCUCUGUACAUCAUGUAUUCAUCCGGCACCACUGGGAUACCCAAGUGUAUGGUCCAUUCUGUCGGGGGGACAUUACUCAAACACCUUGAAGAGCACGUUAUACAGGGUGACCUUGACUGUGAUGAUAUCAUGCUGUAUUACACAACAACUGGUUGGAUGAUGUGGAAUUGGAUGGUGUCAGUACUGGCGGUUGGUGCUUCGAUUGUACUGUACGACGGCUCACCGCUGGUACCUCACCCUGACAUUUUGUGGAACCUUAUUGAUAAAAUCGGAAUCACUGUGUUGGGAACUGGUGCGAAAUGGCUGGCUGUUCUUGAGGACAAGGAAGUUAAACCAGCUCAGUCUCACAAGUUGGAUACACUCAAGAUGAUAUUGUCGACUGGUUCUCCGUUGAAGCCACUCUCGUAUGACUAUGUUUACCGUGACAUCAAGAAAGAUCUUCUUCUUGCAUCAAUAACAGGUGGGACAGACAUCAUUGCUUGUUUCAUGGGUCAGACGUGGACACUUCCGGUGUAUCGCAGUGAAAUACAGUGCAGCAUUCUUGGUUGUAAUAUGCAGGCGUGGAAUGAAGAGGGUAAACCUGUGUACAACACGAGUGGCGAACUGGUUUGUCUCACUCCAUUCCCAUCCAUGCCAGUCUUUUUCUGGGAUGACCCCGAAGGAGUCAAGUACAAGCAAGCUUACUUUAACAAAUUCCCAGGUGUGUGGGCUCAUGGGGACUUCUGUAUCUUCAAUGAGUUAACGGGCGGAGUCGUAAUGCUCGGUCGGAGCGAUGGCACUUUAAAUCCCAAUGGCGUGAGGUUUGGCAGUGCCGAGAUUUAUAAUAUAGUUGAGUCGUUCAAAGAGAUCCAGGACAGCGUGUGUGUGGCCCAGCGGAGCUCUGACAACAUGGAGGAGCGGGUCAUACUCUUUCUCAAGAUGGCGCCCGGCAGUGAGUUCAGUCAGGAUCUCGUGACCAGCCUCAAGGCGAGCAUUCGCAUGAGUCUCUCUGCCAGACACGUCCCAGCUGUGUUUCUGCCAAUCACUGGUAUUCCUCAUACAAUCAGUGGCAAGAAAGUGGAGGUUGCAGUGAAGCUGGCAAUAGCAGGGAAGGACGUCCCACAGAGAGGGGCGCUGUCAAACCCUGACUCCGUCGACCUGUAUUACAACAUCAAAUCACUGAAUGGAUAUUAACUCCCAUGACAGUAUCAUCAGCCUACUUAAUAUUAGUGGUAAACUGUGUGUCAUCACAUAUAACAUGACAUAAUGUGCUUUUAUUUUUCUCUAAUAUUUAUAGCGUUAUGAUCGACAUAAUAUUACAUUUCUUAAUGAUAUCUGAAGUGUUAUUUUCAAUACAAUAUUAUAUUUCUUAAUGAUAUAAUAUACAGUUGGAAAGAUGAUUGAUGAAAAUAACUGUUAAGUUGAUGAAUUCUUUAUCGGGAGUAUUUGUUAACCGGUGAAUGUAGAUUUAGUGGAGAACAAGAAAUAUAUAAUUGGGUGUUGUGGUUUUUAAAAUGGUAAUAAAUGUGUUGUAAAGUUUUAUUUGCAACUAUGGCAGUCCUUGUAAGGACAUACAUAGGAGGUAUGUGGUAUAUCGCUAGACAGAUUUGCUAAUUUCUGCUCAGUAUUCAUAUUUGAGAAUUUACAUGUGAAGUCUUAGUAACUUCAAACUGCUUAUAGCCAUUUUCCUUUGUUUGAUUAUUUUCAACUACUGGUAACAUGCUCAAAUGAUCACCAAGUAUUAAUGAUGACGAACAAUUAUACUGGGCAUUUUUUAUUUAAAAAAAUUAUAUUUUAAUUCUCUAUCCCUAUUGUUUAGUUUUAAGAGUUUAAAGAUUGUUGAAUUUUUGUUAUUUCACAUGGCAUGUGUUUGGGUUUUUUUUAUCUAGUUUAGGACACUUUUAGUUACAAAGUAUUUAUUAUGAUCUUGUUGAAACUGUUACUAUAGCUGCUGUUCUAUUGUUACUGAUUUUGAAUACAUUUUAUGACUCACAUGAUGUAUUUUAUUACCCCAGCAGUCAUUCAUAAUGGGGAAAAUAUUUUAAAUAUUUUCUCAGUGAGAAGUAUUGUGCACUGGUGUAACAUACAAAAUCUAUUGGAUGAUUGCCGCUUACAAACCAAUGACUGCAAACCAAUGACUGCAAACCAAUGACUGCGUCAGCACUGAAUAUGACGUUACUAUUUGGCAAAAUGAUGUCAUGUAAUCAAAAGAGUUUGCUUUUAUGGCUUUCUGUUUUCAGUGUUAAAGUUUUGAUUUUUGAAAAUGAUCUGUGAACAUGAUUAAAAUACAAAGUUGUAGCAACACUCAGAACAGUGCAUAAAGCUAAAGCUUGUGACAAGUGAAAAUUAUUUCACUCAGAAGAUAAAUUUGAUAACUGGUAAUUUGUUUAUUAUCCUCUACCUAUGCAAGUAAGAGAGAAAAAUGAACUAUAGUCAGCAUGUACCAGUACACUCAAUAAGCAGCCUACCUGUAAAGUGUGUUUAGUCAUGUUACUUUAUUAAAAUCCUCUACAUAUGCAUUUUGUAAACACAACCAGAAAUACUGGGGGAAAAGGAACAAAAACAGAACAAACAUUUUAUAUAUAAAAAAAACCCCAAACUGGAUACUUUUUGUAAAACAUAGGUGGAAACUAACUUCAUUUACAAUUAUUCUAGAGUAAUGUUUUUAAAUUGUAUACUGCCCUAAUGAUAUUCAAGAAUCAAUGUUUUUUGUUAUUUUUAAAUUUUGUAUAAAAAUAACAAACAAGGACUUUCUUUUAUAAGAAUUUCUUUUAUAAAAUGUUUCGAAUAGUUUGUCCUUCUGAUCUAAAAAGCUAUAUUUUAUCCAUUUUCACCUUGCUUUAUUUGAUUUUGUUUUCCUGUUUUCCAAAUUGUCCAUUUGGAUUGGUUGCAUCAUUGAUUUUACCUCAGAGGGUAUUAUUUACAACAGUAUUUAGAUGGUACCAAAGAUGAGUUGACAUGUGUGUCAUUUUUCAAUUAAUGUGGUAAUAAACAGUCGUGACAGACACACAUUAUUAGUAGUAGUAUUAGACCAGUAUGCAUUUACAUAAUUCUGUUCAGUACCUAUAGCUUUAAAACCCAUCAUCAGGUUACAGUGAUCCUGUGAACAUGCUGUAAACACUGUUAUUAUUGUUGAAAGUCUUUGAAUCCACCAUUGUUUUUAACACUGUUUCGUUUAUUGUCAAGUAGAUAAACCAUUGUUCUUGAUAUCUUGGUAACAGCAUAUCAUUUGUUACUGAAAAGGUAUAUGUUGACUCAUUCCUGUUACAUGGAAUAAACCACUUGUUAUUUCCAUUUAUUGUUUAUGGGUAUUGUUAACUAUUAAGGGUAUUAGUUAACUGUUAGGGCAGUCAAUAUUGAUAUCUUCUUUCAUUGUUGAAAGUACCAACCGUUACUGUGAAUAACCAUUGUCGUUAAUAAUGUAUAAUUUGACUUUUAAGAAGGGUAUUUAGUACCUAUUACAGUGAAUAAACUACAAUCCUUGAAGAA
Messenger RNA from Gigantopelta aegis, 4530 nucleotides. RefSeq names its product acetoacetyl-CoA synthetase-like. The record is from RefSeq and is a predicted model, not a curated record. NCBI's taxonomy places the organism in Eukaryota, Metazoa, Mollusca, Gastropoda, Neomphalida, Peltospiridae. The transcript has 18 exons. Bases 244 to 2235 code for a protein of 663 amino acids. Gene Ontology annotation, biological process: lipid metabolic process. Gene Ontology annotation, molecular function: acetoacetate-CoA ligase activity. Gene Ontology annotation, cellular component: cytosol.